Molecule: messenger RNA, 2774 nt
Organism: Owenia fusiformis
Lineage: Eukaryota; Metazoa; Annelida; Polychaeta; Sabellida; Oweniidae
Source: the annotation of a GenBank genome assembly
GCAAACACAUUUGUGAAGUAGACUCUCAUAUGACACAUGUAUGCUGUCAAAAGCAAAAUGAUGCAAGGAAAAAUAUUUCUGAGUCUAGUGGUCAUUCUUUGGGCCAGCAGAUGUUCAGAUGGGAACAUUGGAGAGGUAGAGCAAUGCACAGAAAGUAGUUGUGGUGGUAUUAAUCAUGAGGACUGCACAGUACGCUGCAAUAAUAUGAUUCUAACUGAUGGACUGCCAAAAAUAAACCGACAUGUUAGAGUCUUGGAGAUUCGCGAUUCUCUGAUGCCAACUAUCAAGAACUACAACUACGAACCCUUGGUUAGGUUAGUCAAAGUCUUCAUUAAUGCUUCAAAUGUAACGCAUGUGAACAUUGAUGCAUUUGAGAAAAUGCCAAACAUUGAAGUUUUGCACAUAGAGCACAAUAACCUAACCACUAUAUUGAAUGCUGGAUUCAACUUGAAGCACCUUAAUGAACUAAGCCUGAUAGACAAUAAUAUCAGAACCAUUAAGUUCUCAGUGUACAAAUCGAUUCAAAUUUCCUUGUCUCAUAAUCCUAUAAAAAACAUACUCCCUGGAACGUUUGCAGGCUUCAAAUCUAUCAAGAAUGUGUCUUUAUUUCUAAGAGAUAUAAAAAUACAAAAACUGAACAUACACACAUUUACUGGUUUAAAUGAAUUAUAUGAGUUGGACAUUAGUGACAAUAAUUUAGGUGAAGAUGGUUUGGAAAGUAUCGCGAACAGUACACAAGGAAAAAAGGUAAAAAAACUAACAGCUGCAAACUGCUCAAUGAAGUCACUGAAACCAGAAAGUUUUGAAAAGUUAAGCCAUGUUGAAUGGCUUAAUCUCAGUAGCAAUUUAUGGGAAACAUGGCCGAAUAAUACUCUUAAACAUCUAGAAAAUCUAGAAUCAUUAACAAUCGACAAUAGUCCUUACUUUGCAUUUUUUGAAGCAAGUAACGAAAUGAACAAUGUGAAAAGUAUAUCAUUCCGUUCAAAUGCACUCCUGAAAUCGAAUACGAUUUCUACUAUUUUCAACAACUCCCAAAAGUUGGAAUAUUUGGAUAUAAGCGACAAUCAUUUUCAAGACAGAGUAAACGAGAUCAGUCCAUUGGAAACGUUAAAAGUAUUUGACAUGUCGCAAAACAAUCAUCCCUUGGUCAAAGAACGAGUCAAUUACUUCAAAACAAUGCCAAACCUUAUAAUAUUCAAUAUGCGCAAUGUUAAUUCCGAACACCAAGAGAAAGGGGACUUUGACUUGGGAUCAGUUGCAUUGACCAACAUGAAACAUCUAUGGAAACUUGAUUUAAGCCAUAAUACUGCAGUACUUACGAAUGAACAUAUCAAAUUCAGUUACUCCGGCUUAAUAAGUCUAAGAGAUGUGAACCUAUCUUACAAUAAGUUACAGGACUGUCUUGAUGCACUCAUUGAAUUAUUCAAACUUUUUACAUCUGUCGAAACUCUGAAUUUAGAGCGGAACAGUCUCAUGGAACUGCCAAAGCAUAUAUUUGAGUCUAUGACAAAAUUAACCGACCUACAUCUAGAAGACAAUCGAUUGACAUACUUUUCUAAAAAAUAUCUCCGGAGAAAUCUAAACAUAAAAAAUCUGCAUCUUCAAGAAAACUCCAUAAAAUAUAUCAGUGGAUUAGCAUUUGUACAUUUACAACGACUGAGCAUGCUGAAUAUAAGCAAAAACCCUUUCAUAUGUAACUGUAAACUGAGACAGUUUAGAGACUGGAUACAAAUUAAAAAACAUUUAGUACAUGGCUCUGAUCAAAAAUGUGCAGAACCUCUCGAAAUGAAUCAUUUGCGUAUCAACUCAUUUGAAAUCCCAUGGACAGAAUGCGAUGACAUGUGGAUUAUCCUGGUAGCCCUAGUUUUUGCGAUUUGUUUGAUUCUUGGGAUUUUACUGAUAUAUUUUCGUUGGGAUAUCAAAUACUGGUGGAGUCUACGUAGAUCAAGACGACGUCGCAAUGGAUACACAGAGCUAAAUGAGACCAUUGGGGGAAGAUACCAGUUUGACGGAUUUGUGUCCUAUAACAGUGAAAGUCAGAAAUGGGUCAUUGACUUCAUGUUACCAAAUAUGGAACAAUCCCAAGAUGACAUGAAUUUCAAAAUCUGUUUUGAUGGACGUGACUUCAUUCCUGGAAAGUAUAUUGCUGACAAUAUCAUUGAUUCAAUACAACAAAGCCGCAAACUGAUUUUUGUCAUAACGGAAAAAUUCAUCAAGAGCCAGUGGUGUGGUUUUGAACUAGAAAUGGCCAAUUUGAGACAAUUUGACGAAAAAAGGAACCUCGUUGUGCUAAUUUUCCUAGAGUCAAUUCCGAAGAAGAAACUACCACGAAAAAUCAGACUUCUUAUGAAACACAUGACAUAUAUUGUAUGGGACAAAGAGAAUGCACGGGCCCAGAGUCUUUUCUGGAAGAAGUUAAAGCUGUGUAUGAUGGAUGAACCAAAUGACCUUAUGUUUGGACAAAAUCCUUGAAUUUGAUCCCAAAAAACAAUAGGGAAAUAAACAUGCUUCCAUAUACUAGUUAUUGAUGCUUAUGGGUAGACGAUAUACAUAAUGUUAAGCCCAAUUUUAUCCCAGUGCUCUACUUGGUUUUGUAUAUAUCGUAUGUAUGUAUAUAUGUAAAUGAUGGUUAAAGACAUUCUGUAUGUUAAUGAAAUAAUUUGCAUGCUGUGUAUAUCUGGCAUACUUUUGUACAAUUAAGGUGGAUCUGUUCCAGAGUUCAAAAUCAAAAUAUUUGGAUUAAAUGUCUAAAAGAAACUUCCUUAUAUUUAUGU